Molecule: messenger RNA, 2783 nt
Organism: Drosophila bipectinata
Lineage: Eukaryota; Metazoa; Arthropoda; Insecta; Diptera; Drosophilidae
Gene: CtBP
Product: C-terminal binding protein
Biological process (GO): regulation of transcription by RNA polymerase II
Cellular component (GO): nucleus
Molecular function (GO): transcription coactivator activity; transcription coregulator binding; transcription corepressor activity
Source: RefSeq, a predicted model, not a curated record
CGCAAGGUACCACACAACCCUGGCUCGUCGGUAGAGAGAAUAAUUUAUGUGUGCAAGUGGUGCCGAAUAUAAUUACAGUAUUUCCGCAAUAUAUCGAGUGCAAUUCGAAUCUGUUCGUGGCAAAUUGGACGCCCGCAUUUAGCCAGGUGUGUUUACCGCUAGCUGCUCCACCUUGGGCCGCUUCUAAAGUCGUUCACAGCGCGCGGCAAGCCGCUAAACGAGUAGCAUCGCGGUAGCGUCAUUGCUGUACUAAAACCUAAAAAUCGCCGUGCUCGUAUUCCGCCAUUUUGAAAGCUGCGUUUGGAAUUUGGACGCGUUGCUGGAUUCUCGAUUUCAAUAUGAAGCGCCAAAAAUGAUUGCAGCGUUUGCAUCGUAGUCUUGAAAACGUUUUUUUCAUUGAUUUAAUUAGAGCCACGGCAAGCGGUUGACGGCCUCGCAGUUAGUACCACUUCCAUACCAGCUUGCGCCCAGCGCCCCUCCAAACAAACACCAAUAACAACAACAACAACAGAAACCCGCAGAGAAUCAAAAAGAAUUACAGCCGAGAUAGUUAAGGGCGAGUAGAGGAGUGGAUAACCAAGAAACAGAUACAAAUUCUGACAAAAUGGACAAAAACCUGAUGAUGCCGAAGCGUUCGCGGAUCGAUGUCAAGGGCAGUUUCGCCAACGGACCGCUACAGGCUCGUCCGCUGGUGGCUCUACUGGACGGACGCGAUUGCUCCAUCGAGAUGCCCAUCCUAAAGGAUGUGGCAACGGUGGCCUUUUGCGAUGCACAGAGCACCUCCGAAAUACACGAGAAGGUACUCAACGAGGCAGUGGGCGCUCUGAUGUGGCACACAAUCGUCCUCACAAAGGAGGACUUGGAGAAGUUCAAAGCUUUACGCAUCAUUGUACGCAUCGGCAGCGGCACAGACAACAUUGACGUAAAGGCGGCGGGCGAACUGGGCAUCGCCGUUUGCAACGUUCCCGGCUACGGAGUCGAGGAGGUGGCGGACACGACGAUGUGCUUGAUCCUCAACCUCUACCGGCGGACCUACUGGCUCGCGAAUAUGGUGCGAGAGGGCAAAAAGUUCACUGGACCCGAGCAAGUUAGGGAGGCAGCGCAUGGCUGUGCACGCAUUCGGGGUGAUACGUUGGGCCUGGUGGGACUGGGCCGGAUCGGUAGUGCCGUGGCUUUGAGGGCAAAAGCUUUCGGCUUCAAUGUCAUCUUUUAUGAUCCCUACCUGCCCGACGGCAUCGACAAGUCCCUGGGUCUCACCCGAGUCUACACGCUGCAGGAUCUGCUUUUCCAGUCCGACUGCGUAUCACUGCAUUGUACGCUUAACGAGCACAACCAUCAUUUAAUUAAUGAAUUCACAAUUAAACAGAUGCGACCUGGUGCAUUUCUGGUGAACACCGCCCGAGGCGGUCUGGUUGAUGACGAGACUCUGGCGUUGGCGCUGAAGCAGGGACGCAUUAGAGCCGCUGCGUUGGAUGUCCAUGAAAACGAACCUUACAAUGUAUUUCAAGGCGCUUUGAAGGAUGCCCCAAAUCUGAUUUGUACACCACAUGCCGCCUUCUUCAGCGACGCGUCCGCCACCGAGUUGCGGGAAAUGGCUGCCACCGAGAUCCGGCGGGCAAUCGUCGGCAAUAUUCCAGACGUGCUUAGGAACUGCGUCAAUAAGGAGUACUUCAUGCGCACGCCGCCCACUGCUGCCGCUGGGGGCGUGGCGGCGGCUGUUUAUCCCGAAGGAUUAAAUGGCGGCUAUUAUACAGGCGCACUGCAUCAUCGGGCACACAGCACCACGCCGCACGAGGGGCCCCACAGUACCACCAACCUGGCUGCUGCUGCUGCUGCCGCCGCUGCUCUGGCGCCGCCGCCUCCUGGCAGCAACUCCUCCUCCUCCUCGGUGGCCGCUGCUGCAGCUGCGGUUGCUGCCGCGGCAGCUGCCGCUGCCCUUUUGCCGGUACCGUCGCCGGUUCCGCAGGUUCCAUCGAACUCCGUGCCCUCGGUGCCGCAUCUGUCGCCCCAGGUCGCCGGAUUGCCGCUGGGAAUUGUGAGUAGCCAAUCGCCCCUGAGUGCGCCCGACCCUAAUAAUCAUCUGUCGUCGAGCAUAAAAACGGAGGUGAAGACCGAGUCAACGGAGGCGCCGUAGGCAGACCUUCAUAAAGCUGGAGGAACUGGAUCUGGGAGCUGGAGCUGGAGCUGAGCUAGGAGCUGGUAUGGAGUAAUGACAACGGACACUGGUGCAGUGGAGUGGUGCAGAUAGCCAACAUUAAAUCUGCAGAGAGAUUCCCCUUGCACGCGGGCGCCAGCACUUGAUUUGAAUUUUUCCACGUUUCUAUGUGUUUAUUUAAAAAACUAAAAACAACAAAAAACAAAAAAUACCAUACACAUUUGCAUUACCAAGCCUCAAAAACGAAACAACAACAACAUUAAACAAGCAACGCAGGAAGUCGAGGAGGAGGAUUAUGAUAAGGAGAGGUUCCCACAACACGCCUCAAAAUUAACUACAUAUUUAGAAUUUAAUUUGUAACUAUUUGUAAUUUAACAGUUACAAUUUAAGUAAUUUUUAUUUGUAUUGCAGCAAAUUGUAAGUGAAAAGAUAUGUUACUACAUAUAAGCGCAAAAACAAAUGCAAAAAUGUUGGAAAAUUUUAAUAACGUGAAACAAGAAAGAUUAUGGCAUAAAAAAAAAGAUAAAAACAAAAACACUAGAAACAAAAGCAACACACAAGAGAGACGUUUAGUGCUAAGAUACGUUUAAAGUACAUAAUAAUAAAAAAAAAAGGAAUACAAAAAACA